Trichoderma reesei QM6a is the source of this 1146-nucleotide messenger RNA. RefSeq lists its product as uncharacterized. The record is from RefSeq and is a predicted model, not a curated record. Lineage: Eukaryota; Fungi; Ascomycota; Sordariomycetes; Hypocreales; Hypocreaceae. The coding region runs from base 1 to 1146 and encodes 381 amino acids. The transcript has a single exon.
AUGCUUCGUAAGAAAGAGGCCUUCACCCUCGUCACGCCCAUCCCGGGCUUCAUCCCUCGACAGCUCGCCAUCGACAUCCUCCACUCCCACAGCGAAGUCAUCACCCUCAACCCGCUCGUCCUCGGCCACAAGCCAAUCUCCGCGCCUCGCAAUGCCGCCGCCGACGAGUUCUACAGCACCUGGUACGAGAUCGAGGAGCGCAUCCAGUUCCUGCCCGGCACGGGCAAGCUGGGCUCCGGCAAGAUCAAGUUCAACGGCUGCUUCCACGACAUGCCCUGGGGCCUGCAGACGCACAUCUACGCGCCCAUGAACAUUGACCUGCGCAACACGUACCGCAUCUGCGGCAACCAGCCCGGCGUCGAGCCGCCCGAGCAUCGCGAGAUUGGCCUCGAGGCCCUCGGCGCCCCCUCCGACGGCCUGUACCUGCGCGAGGACAUCGAGGUCAAGGCCAACAUCACCAUGGUCAGCUUCGUCAAGGCGCAGCUCAAGGCCGCCAACCGGGAGAUGGUCCAGCGCAUCAUCAAAAAGGCCGAGCUGCUCGACGCCGGCGUGCUCAAGGCCAUGAUGGAGGACGGCAAGCUCAAGACGGUCAACCCCAACGACCGCUCCACCACACCCGCCGUCGCGGCGGGAAUUUCUCCUCAUAGCAGACAGCCUUCCGUCAACUAUGGGGUGCAAGGACAGAAGAGCGCCGCCGCCCAGAUGCCGCCCAGCUACUCCCCAGCUUAUCCUCACUACGCAUAUCCCUCUCCUCAGCAGCCGCAAACCCCGCAGCUGUACGACCCUCGUCAGUCAAUGUACUCCUCCACGCCACAGCAGGGGCUAUAUGCGCCACCGCCGAUUCCUCCCAAGGAGCAGAUGGUCAUCAUGGAACUGCCGGGCGAUUACCCGGCCCAGUUUGCUCAGCCGGCGCAAGGUCAGGGCCAAGUUCAAGGUCAAGGUCAAGGUCUCUAUGGUUCACCACUUCCUAGCCCGGGAUAUCGCCCGCCCUCGGCUUCUUCAUCCGAUCCCCGGUGGUCUCAAGGCCAGCCAAGCCCGUCCCUCGUCAACCCGCUUCGGCUGAGUUCUGGCUCUACAAGCAGCGCCGGCCAACACCACGGCUUUGUGAAUGAGCUUUCAGCACACCCAGAAAAGUCAGAGUAUUAG